This is a messenger RNA of Racocetra fulgida, 308 nucleotides long. Lineage: Eukaryota; Fungi; Glomeromycota; Glomeromycetes; Diversisporales; Gigasporaceae. The record is from the annotation of a GenBank genome assembly.
AUUACACAAUUCAUCAGGUCUCUGCAUGACUCUUAAACCCAAGGCUACCAAUGCUAUAUCCCAAGCCUACAUAAGCACACUAAUCCCUGCUAACCUAGCACUCUCACAUUUACUUCCCAAUAAUUCGGACAUAAGAUCUGAACCACCCAUGUUGGCAGUUACCCCUUGUUUACCACAAGCUCCAAAAGAAUUUUCACCAGGCAUUGGACGUUGUGCCUUUUCACCUAACUAUUAUACUCCCAAUUCUGAAAAAGUGUCAUCUGGACUCUCCCCAAACUGCGGCUGCGCCUCCUUUCCUUUUCCAGAGA